Messenger RNA from Physeter macrocephalus (sperm whale), 1892 nucleotides. RefSeq names its product translation initiation factor IF-2-like. The record is from RefSeq and is a predicted model, not a curated record. Gene Ontology annotation, biological process: spliceosomal snRNP assembly; RNA processing. The transcript has 3 exons. Gene Ontology annotation, molecular function: RNA binding. Bases 1 to 828 code for a protein of 275 amino acids. NCBI's taxonomy places the organism in Eukaryota, Metazoa, Chordata, Mammalia, Artiodactyla, Physeteridae. Gene Ontology annotation, cellular component: U12-type spliceosomal complex; SMN-Sm protein complex; commitment complex.
AUGACGCGGGCGGCGGGGGGCUCCCAUGGCCCCGGCCCGGAGCCGGCUGCAGCUUCGGCUUUGACUGGGGUUGAAGCGGGACCCGUGCGCGCCGGGUUCCUGGGCAGCCACCGCCAGCACCAGCGCGCUGGGGUGAAGGGGAGGCAGCAGCUGGGCCGCCCCAAGCCCCGCCCUGGCCCUUCCAGGCCGCGGCCCGCCCCGCCCCGACUCCUACGCCUCCAGGCCCCCAGGCUCGGGAUCUCAGCUCGUCCGGUCGCUAGCGGUCCCGGCUCCCGGGAGCCCCACCCCUCGCCUCCCGGGCCUCGCACUCCUUCCCCGCCCGGCUCCCCGGAAGCUCCGCCCAGGCCCGGGCGUUCCGCGAACGCGGGCUCCCCAGAGGCUCUUCCCCGGGCAAGCUCCGCCUCUGCCCGGCCAGCUCCUCCGCCAGCCUCUGGCCGAGGCAGAACGUGCGGCUCCGGGAGACCAAUCCCCACUCCGACCCCCUGGAGGGACGGUAACGGGCCGCCCCCGCUCCGCUCCGUCCCUGUUUCCCUAUCCAUAUGGUGGGAUACUCGCCUCGCUCAGGGCGCCCCUUACCUGGCGCUGCCGGGUUCUCAAGUUGCAAGAGUCACCUCCGCACCAGAAAGGAAGAGGAGACCGGAACCGAACUCUCUUCCUGCCGAGAUGUCUAUUGGCGUGCCGAUUAAAGUCCUACAUGAGGCUGAGGGUCACAUCGUGACUUGUGAGACGAACACUGGUGAGGUGUAUCGAGGGAAGCUCAUUGAAGCAGAGGACAACAUGAACUGCCAGGUAUCCUGCUUUGCACUUGAGGCUGUGAGGGAAGCUUGAGCCUGUGCCUUGGAGGACAGAAAGAUGGUGGUUGGGGGUCUUUUUGAAGUUCUCAUUCAGCAGUUAUUUACCGAGUGCCUAAUGUGUGCCAGGCACUGCUACAGGUACUGGGGAUGUGAGUAUAAAUAAGAGCCAUUCGGAAGUUUGGAAUAUUUAACUUUGUUCUUUGUGUCUUCCAAUCCCAUAAUCAUUUUCUCCCAUAUUUUGGGGACCUGUUGAAGAAAAGUGACACUACCUUCAAGAGAACCAUUGGGUUCGGGGCCACUGUUCAUUUACCCCCGUAUGUUUGCAUAGUGCUUUGCAGUUAGCAGAAUCUUCCGCUCACAUAUUGUGUUUAUUUGCCAUUUUUCUGGGGGGAGGCAUCUCAUUUGAUUGCAUUUAUAGCAACUACCUUGUGAGGUAAGCAGGUUUGAUGAUAGUUUUAUCAUCCAUAAGAUAGGAAGAAUAGAGGACUUCCCUGGUGGUCCAGUAGUAAAGAAUCCACCUUACAAUGCAGGGAACGUGGGUUCGAUCCCUGGUCAGGGAACUAAGAUCCCACGUGCCACGGGGCAACUAAGCCUGAGCGCUACAACUACUGAGCUCGCAUGUCUGAACUAGAGCCCGUGUGCCGAAAACUACAGAGCUCACGUGCUCUGGAACCCACGCGCCACAACUAGGGAGAGAAAAGCCGCAACGAAAGAUCCCGCAUGCUGCAACUAAGAACCAAUGCAGCCAGAGAUAAAUAAAAUAAAUAAAUAAUAAACCUUAAAAAAAAAAGAUAGGAAGAAUAAGAUUAAAGGACUCAUCUACUGAACGUCACUCUGUUAGUAAAUGUUGGAGCCACUUCUUGAUGUGGUGCCCUUCCCGUGGCACUGCGUUGCUUUUUGCUAAUAGUCACGUGGAUUUGUAUGGCCUCACUUUACAAAGUGUGUAACAUAAUUUCUCCUUAAGAGCUUGGACUUUGGAAUCAGAUGUGGCUUUGAAUUCUGUUUGACCUUGGGCAUAUUAAUCACCUCAGUUUUCUCAUCUGUAAAAUGAGAACAGAAUUCUGCAAGAGAUUGACUGGGAAAGCUAACAAUAAAGGG